Suricata suricatta (meerkat) is the source of this 1850-nucleotide messenger RNA. RefSeq names its product cAMP responsive element binding protein 3 like 3 (gene CREB3L3). NCBI's taxonomy places the organism in Eukaryota, Metazoa, Chordata, Mammalia, Carnivora, Herpestidae. The transcript is spliced from 10 exons. Gene Ontology annotation, cellular component: nucleus. Gene Ontology annotation, biological process: regulation of transcription by RNA polymerase II. Bases 72 to 1418 code for a protein of 448 amino acids. The record is from RefSeq and is a predicted model, not a curated record. Gene Ontology annotation, molecular function: DNA-binding transcription factor activity, RNA polymerase II-specific; RNA polymerase II cis-regulatory region sequence-specific DNA binding.
AGCCCGGGCUGUGGGGUGAGCUCCGAUCUGAGCAGACUCCGGACACGGCUGGAGGCGGAUCUGGGGGCCUCAUGAAUGGGGAUUUAGCAGCUGGGAAGAUGGCUUCCUCCCCCGGCCCCGUGGGACCCCUCGGCAGCCUGGAGCUCCUGGACCUCCUGUUCGAUCAGCAGGACGGCAUCCUGAGGCACGUGGAGCUCGGGCAGGACUGGGACCGCGGCGGGGAGCAGGUCCUGCCAGGCCCGGACUCUGAUGAUUUCCUAAACUCCAUCCUGGCUUCCGGAGACUCGAUGCCCAGCUCCCCGAUCUGGUCCCCUGCAGCCAGCGACAGCGGCAUCUCCGAGGACCUGCCCUCCGACCCCCAGGACAGCCCUCCGCGUGGUGGGGCAGCCUCCACCCCCCCAGGCCGCCCCCCCUACCAUCCUGGACCCUCCUGCCUCACCGGCCCCCCUGGACCAGUGGCCCAAGUUCUGGACGCGUCUGUGGCCAUAGACUUGGAACUGUGGAACCCGGGCCUCUGUUGCGGGGAGCAGGCCGAGCGGGCCAACCCGCCUCCGUGCUGCGCCCUCACAGUGAAGGACCUCCUCCUCUCCGGCAGCGGCGGAGACCCGCAGCAGCACCCCCUGGCUGCCCCUCACCUGACCCGGCCCGCGACGGAGCACCGCCAGGAGCUGGUGCUGACCGAGGACGAGAAGAAGCUUCUGGCCAAGGAAGGCCUCACCCUGCCCAGCCAGCUGCCCCUCACCAAGUAUGAGGAGCGAGUCCUGAAAAAAAUCCGCCGGAAAAUCCGGAACAAGCAGUCGGCCCAAGAGAGCCGGAAGAAGAAGAAGGAAUACAUCGAUGGCCUGGAAACUCGGAUGUCAGCCUGCACCGCCCAGAACCAGGAGCUUCAGAGGAAGGUCUUGCACCUCGAGAAGCAGAACCUGUCCCUCUUGGAGCAGCUGAAGAAACUCCAGGCCAUUGUGGUCCAGUCCACUAGCAAGUCGGCCCAGACAGGCACCUGCAUAGCGGUCCUGCUGCUCUCCUUUGCCCUCAUCGUCCUGCCCUCCAUUAGCCCUUUCGUCACCAACAAAGCCGAGAGUGCUGGGGACUACGCACCAGUCCGAGUUUUCUCCAGAACUUUGCACAACGACGCGGCGUCCCGUGUGGCUCCCGACGCCACACCAGGGUCCGAGGUCCCAGGACCAUGGCCCAAAGCUGGCGCAUCACAGGAAGGGUCCCCUGGCAGCCCCAGGGUGGACUGGGAAUCUCAGGGCACGUCGGCUCUGGACAACUUGACGGAGGAGCUGGACAACUCGACCCUGAUCUCGGACAACUCGACAGAGGAACUGAGCCGGGCCACCCUGCUGGACUGGACUGCGGCUGAGUCGGCGCUCAGUCCUGGGCGCGUGGGAUUGGAGGCAGCAGGGGGGGAGCUGUGAGCACCGUCCGAUGUGCCCCCAGGCCUCUCUGCUUAGGGGCCCUUCUGUGGACAGCGACAGGCAUGGGGGGUGAGGAGGGAGCCUGGCGGACGUGCCAGGAUGGAGACGCACGAACUCACAGCCGUACACUCGUGGACCCAAGUACACACAGGACCCGCUCAGAUACGGGCAACCACAGGGCCGCAGAGCCUGAGAAAUACAGGCCCAGGCAAGGAAAGAAACAGGCACAUGCAGAUUGAUCCACAGGCCCAGACAGGCACACGCACACACCACGCCUCAACAACUCUCCUGCCCCGGGACUCCUACCUGCCCCCUGCGCACAGGGAAGAGAAAUUGGCUGCGCCUGCAGGGACCCGGGCCCCAGAACCAUAGCCCACCGCCGCCCCUCUUUUCUAAGAUUACAGUGAUCCUUAAUAAAGUAUUUUGACAGAA